CUCUCCUCUCCUCUCCAUCCUCACCACACCUCUCCCUCUCUUCCCUCUAUCCUCUCCAUACCUCUGGCCCUCCAUAUCCCAUGAUGCCUUGCUCCAAGCCACUGCGCUAGGCCCCAGCAGUAUGGGCAGAGCCUGGGAGGGGAGAGAGAGCUCUGAUUGGACCAGGUCGGGUCCCCCUUCCUUUGCUUCCAAUGGGGGAGGACACUGAGAGCUCCAAAGUCAACCACAGCUUCCUGCGAGACUACGUCACCGAAGCUGAUGUAAUCUCUACGGUGGAGUUCAACCACACAGGAGAUCUGCUGGCUACGGGGGACAAGGGAGGCAGAGUUGUCGUCUUCCAGAGAGAGACCGUGGUUGGUCAUAAGCCUAAAGGGGAGUUGGAGCAGGUUGGGGAGACAGGUGAGUCGGGGGAGUAUAAUGUGUACAGUACCUUCCAGAGCCACGAGCCUGACUUUGACUACCUGAAGAGUCUGGAGAUCGAGGAGAAGAUCAACAAGAUACGAUGGCUGCCGCAGCAGAACGCCGCCCACUUCCUGCUCUCCACCAACGAUAAGACCAUCAAGCUGUGGAAGGUGAGUGAGAGAGAUAAGCAACCGGAGGGCUACAACCUGAAAGAUGAGGAGGGCAGGGUGAAGGACUUCUCUACAGUCACAUCACUACAGGUUCCUGUGUUGAGGCCUACAGACCUGAUGGUGGAGGUGCGCCCUAGGAGGGUGUUCUCUAAUGGCCAUACCUACCAUGUUAACUCCAUAUCGGUCAACAGUGAUGGAGAGACCUACCUGUCAGCUGAUGACCUGAGGAUCAACAUGUGGCAUCUGGGGAUCACAGACCGCAGCUUCAACAUCGUGGACAUCAAGCCAGCCAACAUGGAGGAGCUAACGGAGGUGAUAACAUCGGCAGAGUUCCAUCCUCACCACUGUCACCUGUUUGUCUACAGCAGCAGUAAGGGAACUCUACGUCUCUGUGACAUGAGGGCCUCGGCACUUUGCGACAAACACACCAAACUCUUUGAGGAACCAGAGGACCCAGGAAGCCGUUCAUUCUUCUCUGAGAUCGUGUCGUCGGUGUCGGAUGUGAAGUUCAGUCACAACGGGCGGUACCUGCUGACCAGGGAUUACCUGACGGCCAAGGUGUGGGACCUACACAUGGAGAAAGGCCCUGUAGAAACCUACCAGGUUCAUGACUACCUGAGGAGUAAGCUGUGCUCUCUGUACGAGAAUGACUGCAUAUUUGACAAGUUUGAGUGUGUCUGGAACAGCUCCGACAGUGUGAUAAUGACGGGGGCGUACAACAGCUUCUUCCGGAUGUUUGACAGGGAGACGGGGCGGGGCGUGACCCUGGAGGCAUGGCGAGAGACCAGUAAGCCGCGAGCUGUGCUGCGGACGCGACGGGUCUACUCCGGGGGCAAGCGUCGUCGUGGCGACGUGGGGGUGGACAGUCUGGACUUCACUAAGAAGAUCCUCCACAUGGCCUGGCACCCCGAGGAGAACAUCAUCGCCAUAGCCUCCACCAACAACCUCUACAUCUUCCAGGACCGGGUCAACCCCGACACACAGGGUCCAGACCUGAAUUCAAAUACCAUUUAGGACCGGGUCAGCCCCGACACACAGGAUCCAGACCUGGGUUCAAAUACCAUUUAGGACCGGGUCAGCCCCGACACACAGGGUCGAGACCUGGGUUCAAAUACCAUUUAGGACCGAGUCAGCCCAGACGCACAGGGUCGAAACCUGGGUUCAAAUACCAUUUAGGACCGAGUCAGCCCAGACGCACAGGGUCGAAACCUGGGUUCAAAUACCAUUUAGGACCGAGUCAGCCCAGACGCACAGGGUCGAAACCUGGGUUCCAUCUAGACACCUGGUGACACAUCUGGACACCUGGUGACACAUCUGGACACAUCUGGACACCUGGUGACACAUCUAGACACCUGGUGACACAUUUAGACACCUGGUGACACAUCUAGACACCUGGUGACACAUCUGGACUAAUCUAGACACCUGGGGACACAUCUGGACUAAUCUAGACACCUGGGGACACAUCUAGACACCUGGUGACACAUCUAGACACCUGGUGACAUAUCUAGACCCUCCUGGACACCUGGUGACACAUCUGGACACAUAUAGACACCUGGAGACACACUUGGACACAUCUAGACACCUGGUGACACACCUGGACACAUCUAGACACCUGGUGACACACCUGGACACAUCUAGACACCUGGUGACACACCUGGACACAUCUAGACACCUGGUGACACACCUGGACACAUCUAGACACCUGGACAAGCUGAUCCUAGAUCUGUGCCUAAUGGCAAUUUCUACCCUGAGCUACUAAGUCACUUGUGCUUCCAUCCAUCCGCUCAUAAAGGCUGCGUCCCAAAUGGCACCCUAUUCCCUAUGUAGUGCACUACAUUGGACCUGGGACCAUAAGGCUCUGGCCAGAAGUAGUGCACUAUAUAGGGAAUACUAGGUUGAUUGUAUUCUCAUGUCCUCCACCAUGUUCUGUAAAUACUACUGUCUGUCUGUCCGUCCGUCCGUCCGCCCGUCCGUCCUUCUGUCUGUCUGUCUGUCUGUCUGUCUGUCUGUCUGUCUGUCUCUGUCUCUGUCUCUGUCUCUGUCUCUGUCUCUGUCUGUCUGUUGUUUUUAAACUUAGGGCUGGAUCAAUCCGUAUAGCCAAAAAGCAUCACGGAAGAUCUGGUUUUAAAAUGUGAAGGUAAUUUCCGAUUGUGCCGACAUAUGCAGCGUUUACCUUGAACGCGGUCUCCGUGACAGCGGGAACAUUGCCUUUAAUUGUCAAUCGCACUAUAAAGCGGAUCUUCAUCUUUACAAAUGUAAUAGAACCCCUAGUUACCUGUCUGUCUGUCUGUCUGUCUGUCUGUCUGUAACCUAGUUAUCUCAGUGGUCAACCCUUAUAUAGAGUCAGAGCUAUAUAGUGAGGCUGUGCAAGGUUUUGAUCCUGCCCACCACUAACACACUUUGAAUACAGCUAAUCAAGGUGAUUAGUCGAAAUCAGGUGGGUUAGUGCAGGGCUGGAACUAAAGCCUGCACAGCUUGUAUUGAUGCUCUUUCAGGGUUGGUGGCCACUGGUUUAAAGGGGCAAUCUGAGAUUGAUGCUCUUCCAGGGUUGGUGGCCACUGGUUUAAAGGGGCAAUCUGAGAUUGAUGCUCUUUCAGGGUUGGUGGCCACUGGUUUAAAGGGGCAAUCUGAGAUUGAUGCUCUUCCAGGGUUGGUGGCCACUGGUUUAAAGGGGCAAUCUGAGAUUGAUGCUCUUUCAGGGUUGGUGGCCACUGGUUUAAAGGGGCAAUCUGAGAUUGAUGCUCUUCCAGGGUUGGUGGCUACUGGUUUAAAGGGGCAAUCUGAGAUUGAUGCUCUUCCAGGGUUGGUGGCCACUGGUUUAAAGGGGCAAUCUGAGAUUGAUGCUCUUCCAGGGUUGGUGGCCACUGGUUUAAAGGGGCAAUCUGAGAUUGAUGCUCUUCCAGGGUUGGUGGCCACUGGUUUAAAGGAGGAAUCUGGAAUUCCACGACAUCACACGGCUUGAGUUCUCUGUCCCACAGUCAUACCCAUUAGUGUAGUGGUGUCACCGCGUCAAACCUCACGGCUAACCAAUCAGUAAGAGGGUUGUUGUGUUGUGGUUAGGACCAUAGCAGCAGCAGCAGCAUGUUAUCCAGUGUCACUAUCGUUGUAUAUCUAUCAUGCCUGUAUAACUAACAGUUAUCUAAACACUCUAAAUGAACCCUCAGACGAGGCCGUUCGAUGAAGGAACGUGUAUCAAAAUAAAUAUAAUAUGAAUCUGA
This is a messenger RNA of Coregonus clupeaformis (lake whitefish), 3790 nucleotides long. Its product is annotated as serine/threonine-protein phosphatase 2A 55 kDa regulatory subunit B gamma isoform. The record is from RefSeq and is a predicted model, not a curated record. Gene Ontology annotation, cellular component: cytosol; protein phosphatase type 2A complex. Gene Ontology annotation, biological process: peptidyl-serine dephosphorylation. The transcript is spliced from 10 exons. The coding region runs from base 192 to 1586 and encodes 464 amino acids. Gene Ontology annotation, molecular function: protein phosphatase regulator activity; protein binding. NCBI's taxonomy places the organism in Eukaryota, Metazoa, Chordata, Actinopteri, Salmoniformes, Salmonidae.